AUGCCACCUAAGAACGCCCGUCAGUCCAAAACGAACCUCAAACGCAAACCUCAAAGCAAAGACAACGUCAAACGUAAACUCCCCAAGAUUUCAAAUAUCCUAGAAAUUAAUUCAUCAGAUGAAGAUCAAGAUGUAUACGAACCUUCUCCACCUCGUACUACCAGAGGACGCGUCAAGGUUGAAGAGAAGAAAAAGGAUGGUGCUCGCACGGCUGUGAGGUUCAAGGCGGCAAGUGAAGAAAGCGAAGAGGCAGAUUCGGACAAAAGUGAGGAUAAUGUGGAGAUACCUACUAGUUCUUUCCAAGUUGAUUUUAUACCCGAGUUGAUUCCUUCACCAAAGAUACCCAAGAAGAAAAAUAAGAAAUCGUGGGGUGAGGUAUACGUCCAACAGUUCGAACAGGUUUAUAGAGAGUCGGAGAGAGAGAUGCAGGUAAAGAGUAAGACAGAUGAUGUAGAUCAAUCAAUUAUCAAAAUCUUCGACAAUCUGGAAGAAGAGACAGAACGUAUCAAAUUGACUUUCGAAGAAGGUUAUCAUAACACUCAAAAACAAGCGGAUCAAAUCAAUUCUUUCAAAAACCACUUGCGUGUUUACCUCGAUGAAGUCAAACCUCCUCUUUUAGAACUUUUACAAAAAUCUAUGUCUUUCCUACAAAUACUCCCAACUUCCAAUGAGGAGAUCAUGGUGAAAGCCAAUGAGAUCCAUCUUGCUCAGAUGGAGGAAUUUUCGGAUCGUUCCAAAACUUCGGCAGAAGCUAAGAAACUGAUCAAAGAGACUAAGAAGCUCAUGAAGAGUUUCGGUCAAUUCCCCAUGACUUGCUAA
Molecule: messenger RNA, 819 nt
Organism: Tremella mesenterica DSM 1558
Lineage: Eukaryota; Fungi; Basidiomycota; Tremellomycetes; Tremellales; Tremellaceae
Exons: 7
Coding region: 1-819 (272 amino acids)
Source: RefSeq, a predicted model, not a curated record